This is a messenger RNA of Spea bombifrons (plains spadefoot toad), 10008 nucleotides long. It is a transcript of the gene UNC80, whose product is annotated as unc-80 homolog, NALCN channel complex subunit. Bases 71 to 9742 code for a protein of 3223 amino acids. Gene Ontology annotation, biological process: monoatomic cation homeostasis. The transcript has 62 exons. Gene Ontology annotation, cellular component: axon; cation channel complex. Gene Ontology annotation, molecular function: monoatomic cation channel activity. NCBI's taxonomy places the organism in Eukaryota, Metazoa, Chordata, Amphibia, Anura, Pelobatidae. The record is from RefSeq and is a predicted model, not a curated record.
ACAGAGCCGGGAGAACGGGUGCAGCCGGCUGCAGGGGACGAGCCGGGGCCGGUGCCCAGCAGCUCCAGACAUGGUGAAGAGGAAGAGCUCGGAGGGUCCGGAUCAGGAAAGGCAUCGAGGAAUCCCUCUCCCUAUACAGAUCUUCCUGUGGAGACAAACAAGUGCAUUUCUGAGACCAAAGCUGGGCAAACAGUAUGAAGCCUCAUGUGUGUCAUUUGAGAGAGUUCUGGUGGAGAACAAACUACAUGGUCUGUCACCUGCCUUGUCUGAAGCAAUCCAGAGUAUCUCCCGCUGGGAACUGGUCCAGGCUGCACUACCACAUGUCUUACACUGUACAGCAACCCUGCUCUCCAACAGAAACAAGCUAGGACAUCAGGACAAGCUUGGUGUUGCAGAAACAAAACUUCUUCAUACUCUUCAUUGGAUGCUCCUGGAAGCCCCUCAAGAUUGCAACAAUGAUAGGUUUGGGACUGAUCGAAGCUCCAGCUGGGGAGGAGGCAGUGGGGCAUUUAUUCACCAAGAAAAUCAAGGUUCUCCAGGACAUUCCAGGCCAAGCAACACCAAUGAGGAGGAUGAGAACAAUCGCAGGAAGUUCCUGCAGAAUUCUAUGGCCACAGUGGAGCUCUUUGUGUUCUUAUUUGCUCCUCUGGUCCAUAGGAUUAAGGAAUCAGACCUAACAUUUCGCUUGGCGAGUGGCUUGGUGAUCUGGCAGCCAAUGUGGGAACACAGACAUCCUGAAGUUCCUGCUUUUACAUCACUUGUGAAACCCAUUCGCAACAUUAUAACAGCCAAAAGAAGUUCCCCGUGUAACAGUCAAAGCCAAGUGGUGGAAUCGCCCAAGUUGGAUGUAGGACCCUCACAGGGAUUUGAGGUAGUGUCUGAAGUGGCCCAGCCAGACUCCAUCUCUCCCCGAGCUGCUGUCUCCAGCUGUCAGAGGGCAAACUCUUUUGAUGGCUGCACCACCUCUCAGACCUCGCAGGAGAGAGGCCCACCAUUUCCAAGAGCAUCUUUGGUGAUUCCGCCAUGCCAAAAAUCUCGCUAUGCCACAUAUUUUGAUGUGGCUGUUCUAAGGUGCCUUUUACAGCCUCAUUGGUCAGAAGAGGGUACGCAAUGGUCACUCAUGUACUACCUGCAAAGGCUCCGGCAUAUGUUGGAGGAGAAGCCAGAAAAAUCUCCUGAACCAGAGGAGCCUCCACUUCCUCGUCCAAGGAGCAGCUCUAUGGUGGCAGCUGCACCUUCCCUUGUGAACACUCACAAAACACAAGAUCUCACCAUGAAGUGUAAUGAAGAGGACAGAUCCCUGGGGACUGAACCUUAUGCCAAGGUCUCCUUGUCCAACCUUAGACGAUCAGCAAUUCCUGAUCUUUCCUCAGAUAUUGGGAUAAACAUCUUCAAGAAGUUUAAAAGCCGUCGGGAGGAUAGAGAACGCAAGGGUUCUAUCCCUUAUCAUCAUCAGGGGAAGAAGCGACAGAGAAGAAUGGGUGUGCCAUUUUUACUUCACGAAGACCACUUGGAUGUAUCUCCAACACGCAGCACAUUUUCUUUCGGGAGUUUUUCUGGUGUUGGUGAGGACAGGCGUACUAUUGAAAAGGCCGGAUGGCAGACUACAAUACUUGGUAAAUUCACCAGACGUGGGAGCUCGGACACUGCUACGGAAAUGGAAAGCUUAAGUGCUAGACAUUCUCACUCGCAUCACACUCUAUUGAGUGACUUGCCUGACCACUCCAACAGCCAUGGAGAAAACACCGUUAAGGAGGUGAGGUCCCAAAUCUCCACUAUCACGGUGGCCACUUUCAACACCACGUUGGCUUCUUUUAAUGUGGGCUAUGCUGACUUUUUCACUGAGCACAUGAGAAAGCUGUGCCACCAAGUGCCCAUUCCUGAAUUGCCACAUGAACCCUUGGCCUGUGCCAAUCUUCCACGGAGCUUAACUGAUUCCUGCAUUAACUACAGCAGCCUUGAGGACACCGAUCACAUAGAUGGAACCAACAAUUUUGUCCAUAAGAACGGAAUGCUCGAUCUCUCGUUUGUUCUUAAAGCGGUAUAUCUCGUCUUAAACCAUGACAUCAGCUCUCGUAUAUGCGAUGUGGCCCUCAAUAUUGUAGACUGCCUGCUGCAGCUCGGGGUUGUUCCCUGUGUAGAGAAAAAGAGGAAGAAAAGUGACAACAAAGAGAAUGAUUCCUCCUCUCUAUCAGGAUCAGCCUCAGUUUCCACAGAGAAGAGACAGAGCGAAGGGAAUUUUCAGAUGAAAGGGGCAGCCAGAGGAUCAAAUUGUGGUUUUGGAGGAGCUCCUAGUGGGGCAGCCGGUGGUGGAGGAGGAGGAGAUGGAGGAAGUGGUGGAGAUGGCUAUUUUGACAAGAAUGACAAAAACAAUGAAAAGGAUGAGAAUGUAACAACCCACAAGCUGGCUCUUACCAUGCUUAUAAAACUGGUGAAGUCUCUAGGUUGUGCAUAUGGUUGCGGUGAGGGGCAUAGAGGGCUGUCUGGGGAUCGCCUAAGAAACCAGGCACAGAGCUGCCUUACCAAGCUAUAUAAAUUGGAUAAAGUACAGUUCCGGCAAACCAUGAGAGAUUAUGUUAACAAGGAUUCCCUCAAUAAUGUUGUGGACUUUCUGCAUGCUCUUCUCGGGUUCUGCAUGGAGCCAGUUACUGACAACAGGGCUGGAUUUGGGAACAACUUCACCACAAUGGACAACAAGUCUACAGCCCAAAGUGUGGAGGGCAUUAUCGUGAGCUCUAUGUUUAAGUCUCUGAUUACACGAUGUGCUUCAACUACUCAUGAGCUACACAGUCCUGAGAACCUGGGUCUAUAUUGUGACAUUCGACAGCUGGUACAGUUUAUCAAAGAGGCUCAUGGCAAUGUUUUUCGAAGGGUUGCCCUGAGUGCUUUGCUGGACAGUGCAGAAAAGUUGACACCAGGGAAAAAAUCUGAAGACGGAGAACAGGAGCCAAGACCUUCAGGAAGCAAAAGACCGGAAGAGGGGAGUGCUCCUGAAAAGGGCCGUGUCUCCUAUGCGCCCGAGGAGUGCCGAAGUUACAUCUCUAGCCACCCCCCGCAAUCACCAGAGCACAAUGCAGAAAAUCUUAACGUUCACCCUGAUCUAUCUCGCAGCGACGAGCAAAUGCAAGGCGCGGGACUUGGCAGAAAAGAUUUUUGGCGCAAGAUGUUCAAAUCCCAGAGUGCGGCCAGUGACACCAGUAGCCAAUCAGAGCCAGACACUUCGGAAUGCACUACUGCCCAUUCUGGAAACACCAAUGAAAGGAGAUCACGAUCCCGGUCACGCAGGAUCUCACUCCGCAAAAAGCUUAAAUUACCCUUGGGCAACUGGUUGAAACGUUCCUCCCUUUCUGGGCUGACGGAUGGAGUUGAAGAUUUUUUGGAUAUAAGUUCAGUCGAUCGACUUUCAUUCAUCAGACAGAGCUCCAAGGUGAAGUUUACCAGUGCUGUAAAGCUGUCAGAAGCUGGACCAGGAACCGGACUGGAAAGCGGAAGAGAUGAAGAAGAGAAUUUUUUCAAGCGUCUUGGGUGUCAAAACUUUGAUGACAAUAUGACAUCCAACCAGGAGGCUGGGAAAAGUAAAAAUGUAGUCAACUUGGGCGCCAUAAGGCAAGGAAUGAAACGCUUCCAGUUUCUUUUGAAUUGCUGUGAGCCAGGAACCAUACCUGAUGCUUCAAUAUUGGCAGCAGCUCUAGAUUUGGAAGCUCCUGUGGUGGCCAGAGCUGCACUCUUCCUGGAGUGUGCCCGUUUUGUACAUCGUUGUAAUCGGGGAAACUGGCCAGAGUGGAUGAAGGGACAUCAUGUGAACAUUGCCAAAAAGGGCUUGUCACGAGGUCGCUCCCCAAUAGUCGGCAACAAACGCAACCAGAAGUUGCAAUGGAACGCUGCCAAGCUCUUCUACCAGUGGGGAGAUGUGAUAGGCGCCCGUUUAAAUGAGGUUUGCCACAGCGAGAGUGAAAGUCCAGCCAACCUGCUGGGACUUAUCUAUGAUGAAGAAACCAAGAGGCGUCUGAGGAAGGAGGAUGAGGAAGAAGACUUUUUAGAUGACAGUUCCGUAAACCCAACCAAAUGUGGCUGUCCAUUUGCCCUGAAGAUGUCAGCAUGUCAGCUGCUCUUGGAAAUCACCACCUUUUUACGUGAAACAUUCCCAUGCCUGCCAAGGCCCCGAGCCGAACCUCUUGCGGAUCUGGAAACAUGCCGUCUGCGACUGGACCCAGAGAUGGACCGACAUAGAUACGAGAGGAAGAUCAGCUUUGCUGGGAUCUUGGAUGAAAAUGAAGAUUCCAAAGACUCUCUACACAGCAGCAGCCACACUCUAAAGUCGGACACAGGCUAUGAGGAGAAGAAAGAAGGGAGUCCUUGGAGCACUAGUGAACCAAGUAUUGAGCCAGAGGGAAGCAACAUUGGCACAGAGGAAAGCUACCAUCGUAACAUGUCCUGGCUGCAUGUCAUGAUCCUUUUAUGCAACCAACAAAGUUUCAUUUGUACUCAUGUGGAUUACUGCCACCCUCACUGCUACCUUCAUCACAGUCGCUCCUGCGCCAGGUUGGUAAGAGCAAUUAAGCUGCUCUAUGGAGACACCGUGGAUUCGCUCAAAGAAGACAACCUGGGCUGCGGCUCUGGACUUAGGGGCAAAAAGGUGAAAGAGUGUUCUGAUAAGUCUUGCCUGCGAACUCCUUCUCUGAAAAAGAGAGUGACAGAGGCCAACCUGGAAGGAAAGAAAGACAGUGGAAUGCUGAAAUAUAUAAGGCAUCAGGUGAUGAGUUUGUCUCCAGCGCCCCUGUCAUUGCUUAUUAAAGCGGCACCGAUCCUAACAGAGGAGAUGUACGGAGACAUCCAACCAGCUGCUUGGGAGCUUCUACUGAGUGUGGAUGAGCACAUGGCUGGAGCUGCAGCUGCCAUGUUCUUGCUGUGUGCUGUGAAGGUGCCGGAUGCUGUCUCCGACAUGCUAACAUGUGAAUUCCAGCACCCGGAAGCAGGGCAGAGACUCAAUGCCAUCCUGAAGUUCCAUACACUCUGGAGGUUCAGGUACCAGGUCUGGCCAAGGAUGGAGGAAGGUGCCCAACAGAUCUAUAAGAUCCCUCCUCCGAGCAUUAACUUCACCUUGCCUUCUCCUAUCCUGGGAAUGCCCUCAGUUCCAAUGUUUGACCCACCUUGGGUUCCGCAGAGCAGUGGAAGUGUCCAGGACCCAAUCAACGAGGACCAGUCAAAAUCAUUCUCUGCCCGUGCUGUGUCUCGGUCCCACCAGAGAGCUGAACACAUUCUCAAGAACCUUCAGCAGGAAGAGGAGAAGAAGCGAUUGGGAAGAGAGGCCAGUUUGAUAACAGCCAUCCCAGUGACACAGGAGGCCUGCUAUGAACCGACCUGUUCACCCAACUCUGAGCAAGAGGAAGAAGAAGAAGCCCCAAAUUUGAACUCUCGCAGACUCUCAGUGAGCCCAUCCUGCACCUCCAGUACCUCACAUCGCAACUACUCCUUCCGCAGAGGGUCCGUGUGGUCUAUCAGAUCUGCUGUGAGUGCUGAAGAUGAGGAACAUGCCACAGACCACUCGGCAAAUCAUCACGUGUCUCAGCCACCCCAACCUGUCUUUCCUGCCUGUAUCUGUGCUGCGGUCUUGCCUAUUGUUCACCUUAUGGAGGAUGGUGAUGUCCGUGAAGAUGGGGUAGCAGUGAGUGCGGUGGCACAGCAGGUUCUAUGGAAUUGUUUGAUUGAGGAUCCCUCCACUGUCCUCCGACAUUUUCUGGAGAAACUUACCAUCAGUAACCGUCAGGAUGAGUUGAUAUACAUGCUGAGGAAGCUUCUUCUAAAUAUUGGAGAUUUCCCUGCCCAAACCUCACACAUUCUGUUCAACUACUUGGUUGGCCUGAUCAUGUACUUUGUCCGCACUCCAUGUGAAUGGGGCAUGGAUGCCAUAUCAGCCACUCUGACCUUCCUCUGGGAAGUUGUCGGGUACGUUGAAGGUCUAUUUUUCAAGGAUCUAAAGCAGACCAUGAAGAAGGAACAAUGUGAGGUUAAGCUUUUAGUGACUGCAUCCAUGCCAGGCACAAAGACUCUAGUUGUACAUGGACAGAAUGAGUGUGAUAUCCCCACACAGCUCCCAGUACAUGAAGACACACAGUUUGAGGCGCUCUUGAAGGAAUGCCUGGAGUUUUUCAAUAUAGCGGAUUCUCAAUCUGCCAAUUACUUCCUGAUGGACAAAAGGUGGAAUCUGAUUCAUUAUAACAAGACAUAUGUUCGUGACAUUUAUCCUUUUCGGAGGUCAGUUUCCCCACAGCUGAACUUAGUCCAUAUGCCACCAGAAAAGGGUCAGGAGCUGAUUCAGAAACAGGUGUUUACAAGAAAAUUGGAAGAGGUUGGGCGAGUCCUCUUUUUGAUAUCACUGACCCAGAAGAUCCCCACUGCCCAUAAGCAGUCCCACGUCUCCAUGCUGCAAGAAGAUCUCUUGCGCCUGCCGUCAUUCCCUCGAAGUGCCAUUGAUGCUGAGUUCUCCCUCUUCAAUGACCCUCAAGCUGGAAAGGAGCUGUUUGGCCUGGACACCCUGCACAAGAGCCUUUGGAUAAAGCUCUUAGAGGAGAUGUUCUUGGGGAUGCCUAGUGAAUACCCCUGGGGUGAUGAGAUUAUGCUUUUCCUGAAUGUCUUCAAUGGAGCUCUGAUUCUUCACCCAGAAGAUAGUGCCCUCAUCAGGCAGUAUGCUGCUACUGUCAUUAACACUGCUGUACACUUCAACCACCUUUUCUCACUCAGUGGAUACCAGUGGAUUCUUCCCACAAUGCUACAGGUAUAUGCCGAUUAUGAAAGUAACCCUCAGCUGCGACAAGCCAUUGAGUUUGCCUGCCGGCAGUUCUACAUCCUUCACCGUAAACCAUUUGUACUGCAGCUGUUUGCCAGUGUUGCUCCUCUUCUAGACCUUCCUGACGGCGUGAGCAGCUCCUCAUCCAGUAAAGGAGUAUCUUCUCAGUGCCUUUUUGACCUGUUACAGUCAUUGGAAGGAGAUACCCCGGACAUUCUAGAUAUCCUGGAACUAGUGAAAGCAGAACGCCCUCUGAAAUCAUUAGAUUUUUGCUAUGGAAAUGAAGAUAUGGCGUUCUCCAUCAGUGAGUGCAUCAAGCUGUGUGUGACAGUUGUAGCUUAUGCUCCAGAAUCAUUCAGGAGUCUGCAGAUGCUUAUGGUCCUGGAGGCACUGGUUCCCUGCUACCUGCAGAAGCUGAAGCGUCAGACAUCUCAGCUGGAGACGGUGUCAGCCGCACGAGAAGAAAUAGCUGCCACCGCUGCUCUGGCUACUUCUCUUCAGGCCUUGUUAUACAGUGUGGAGGCUCUGACGAGGCCUAUGACAGCUCCACAGAUGAGUAGGGGUGACCAAGGCCACAAAGGAGCUACAACUGCCAAUCACACAAUGUCAGCUGGGGUCAACCUCAGAGAUAAUCUCCAUCUUCUUGAAGAAGGUCAAGGCCUGCCCAGGGAAGAGCUUGAUGAAAGGAUUGCAAGAGAAGAGUUCAGAAGGCCUCGAGAGUCCCUGCUCAACAUCUGCACUGAGUUCUACAAACACUGCGGGCCCCGACUGAAGAUUCUACAGAACCUGGCAGGAGAGCCAAGAGUCACCUCUCUGGAACUACUGGAUGUAAAAUCACAUAUGAGGUUGGCUGAAAUUGCCCAUUCGCUUUUGAAGCUGGCACCUUAUGACACGCAGACAAUGGAGAGCAGGGGAUUGAAACGUUACAUCAUGGAGAUGCUGCCUAUCACAGACUGGACAGCUGAAGCAGUGAGACCAGCCCUUAUCCUCAUCCUAAAGCGGCUGGAUCGUAUGUUCAAUAAAAUUCACAAAAUGCCAACUUUAAGGCGACAGGUUGAGUGGGAACCUGCCAGCAAUUUGAUAGAAGGGGUUUGUUUGACACUUCAGAGGCAGCCAAUCAUAUCCUUCCUGCCUCACCUUAGGUCUUUGAUCAAUGUUUGUGUCAACCUGGUAAUGGGUGUGGUGGGGCCCUCAAGUGUUGCAGAUGGCUUGCCUCUUCUUCAUCUCAGCCCAUACCUCUCCCCUCCUUUGCCAUUCAGUACAGCAGUUGUUAGGCUGGUGGCUCUUCAGAUACAGGCUUUAAAAGAAGACUUCCCACUGAGUCACGUGAUCUCGCCAUUUACCAAUCAGGAAAGGCGAGAGGGAAUGCUCCUGAACCUCCUGAUUCCUUUUGUGCUGACAGUUGGAUCAGGAAGCAAAGAUAGUCCUUGGUUGGAGCAGCCUGAGGUCUUCCUGCUACUGCAGACUGUGAUAAACAUCCUGCUACCCCCAAGAAUCAUCAGCACCUCCCGGAGCAAGAACUUUAUGUUGGAAAGUUCUCCAGCCCACUGCUCCACCCCAGGGGAUGCUGGGAAAGAUCUGCGCAGAGAAGGGCUUGCAGAGUCUACCAGUCAGGCUGCUUAUCUUGCCCUCAAAGUCAUAUUGGUCUGCUUUGAGAGGCAGCUGGGAAGCCAGUGGUAUAGGCUGAGCUUGCAAGUGAAGGAGAUGGCCCUUCGGAAGGUGGGAGGACUAGCCCUGUGGGACUUCCUUGACUUCAUUGUGAGAACUCGUAUCCCAAUAUUCGUACUCCUGAGACCUUUCAUACAAUGCAAGCUAUUGGCGCAACCAGCUGAAACCCAGGAUGAACUAAGUGCGCGGCAGCAUAUUGCAGACCAGUUGGAGCGCCGCUUCAUCCCGAGACCCCUGUGCAAGAGCUCACUGAUCAAUGAGUUCAAUAAUGAACUGAAGAUUCUGAAGGAGGCUGUGCAUAGUGGUUCAGCAUACCAAGGGAAGACCUCAAUCAGCACAGCCGGUACAUCCACCUCUGCUUACCGUUUGAGUUUAGCUACAAUGUCCCGCUCCAACACAGGCACAGGGACUGUCUGGGAACAGGACAGUGAGCAUUCCCAACAAGCUUCACAGGACACACUCAGCCGCACAGAUGAGGAGGAAGAAGAAAAUGACUCUGUGAGCAUGCCCAGUGUGGUAAGUGAGCAAGACGCUUACCUGUUGAGUGCCAUUGGGAGGAGACGUUUCUCCAGUCACACUUCCAGCAUGUCUGUCCCUCAGGCCGAGGCCGGAGGCAUGCUUCCAAGUCAAAGGGUAGCAAGUGUGCAGAGUGAACCCGGCCACCAGAACCUUCUCGUUCAGCAGCCGCUUGGAAGGAAGCGAGGCCUGAGACAGCUUCGAAGACCUCUACUCUCACGCCAAAAAACACAAACUGAACCAAGAAGUCGGCACGGGGCCAGGCUUUCAACCACACGUAGAAGCAUACAGCCCAGGACCAAGCAAAUAGUGGAUCAGAAGCGAUCAGUAACUUUUACUGAAACGCAGCCACAGCCAUCCACAUCCCAAGCUGAUGCCCCUACUGUGGCUACUCGUUCUGGAUGUAGCCCCGCAGCAUCCAUCAAACAGGCAUCCACAGAUAGCCCUCUGCUCACCUCCUCACCGUCCAUCACCGUGGCUGAUCUCCACAGCCCAAAUGACAGCCAGAGAGGGGGCCGCUUCCUGGUGAAGGAGGUCAUUGAUCCCAACAGACUGGCAACCCCAACUUUACAUAGCUCCCCAGCCUCCCAUCUUUCAGACCCCGAAGACUUUGAAGGCCUGGAGACUAGCAGCCUUCUUCAGUAUGGAGACACUGUUCUACACAUCACAGAAGAUAACGGAAUGGAGAACCCUCUCGUCUCAAGACACUUUAACUUCUCCCAUAUUGAGUUGGGGGAGACAGAUAUUGACCUGGAUGAGUCUCAUGUGUAAUACCGAGAGUUUAAAAGCUGCCUAUGCUUAGACUGGUAUGUUCUCACUAGCGUAAAAAGGCUCAUUUGUUAGCCUGCUUUACAUGCACAGAGCACUUAAUGUUCCUUUCCUGUGAUGACUGCUGUGACCUCGAUGCUGUGCUUUUUUUGCGUGACCAGUUCAAAUAUCUCAAAUUGGCUACCUUGUUUAAGGCCAAAAAAGUAGGUGGUCAGUGUUAAUGUGCUCCUGAUAGAUUCCUAUCUUUCUUGCUUAGAAUAAAAGCUGAU